Neoarius graeffei (lesser salmon catfish) is the source of this 3267-nucleotide messenger RNA. It is a transcript of the gene trim2a, whose product is annotated as tripartite motif containing 2a. Lineage: Eukaryota; Metazoa; Chordata; Actinopteri; Siluriformes; Ariidae. Gene Ontology annotation, biological process: protein polyubiquitination; proteasome-mediated ubiquitin-dependent protein catabolic process; negative regulation of translation. The transcript has 15 exons. The coding region runs from base 303 to 2843 and encodes 846 amino acids. Gene Ontology annotation, molecular function: zinc ion binding; protein binding; ubiquitin protein ligase activity. The record is from RefSeq and is a predicted model, not a curated record.
GUGUGGACUGAGAAGGAGAGAGAGAAGGAUGAGUGGAAUAAACAGAGGAUUUUAAAUGGAUUGUCCCUCAGUAACAGUCUGAACGGGGUUAUGGACUCUACCUGCAUUCCUCACAGAUGGAUUAAGUGGUUUCUCUUCUAGCUUUUUAAAGUGGUUUUAAUUAGGACCUUUUCUGAAAGGGAACUCUUCAAAACCUGCACAGAAGAUCGAGCUCAGUGUUAUUGAGUUUGUGGAGAGAGAGAGAGAGAGAGAGAGAGAGAGAGAGAGACGGUGUGGGAGAGUGAACAGGCUGAAUGGACUGAAUGGAUGGAGGAACAGAGAGUGAGACAGACAGAGAGACAGACAGCCUGAGAGCUUCACUUCACUGCAGUGGAACGGAACCAGAAGCAGCAUCAGCGUGGAGUUUCAUCAUCAUCAUCACUGAACAAGGCCACACCUCCUUCACUGGGACAGACAGAGGCCACACCUUCAUUGGGGCAGACAGAAGCCACACCUCCUUCACUGGGAGUAGAAUAAAGUGUGUUGUGAAUUUCAGGAGCAGCAGUUCAGUAUUCAGGCUGAGAUCUGCAGAGUGUGUAGGUGUGUGUGUGUGCUACAGGAUGGCGAGUGAUGGCUCUGAGCUCUGCUCCCUCCCAAGUCCUGUAGUACGUCACAUCGAUAAACAUUUCCUGAUGUGCAGCAUCUGUUUGGAUCACUACCACAAACCCAAAGUGCUGCCGUGUCUCCACACCUUCUGCCAGAGGUGUCUUCAGAGCUUCGUCCCUGUCCACAGUCUGACUCUGUCGUGUCCUGUCUGCCGUCAGACUUCUGUUCUUCCAGAAAAGGGUGUGGCAGCGUUACAGAGCAACUUCUUCAUCACCAACCUGAUGGAGGUGCUGAAGAGUCAGGACGCAGAGCUCGGAGACGAGGACUUACUGCUGGACAUCAACCCUUUGAUCACAGAGCAACAUCUGUCCUGCCCCAACCAUGGAGCAAAAGUGAUGGAGUUUUACUGUCCCGUGUGUGAGACAGCUGUAUGUGAGAACUGCAGUAGUGAUGACCACGCUCAACACAUGACCGUCCCCCUCACACACGUCCUCACACAGCAGCAAGCUUCACUGCUGCAGCAGCUAAACUCCGUCAGGAGCAGACUUCCAGAGAUUGACUCGGCGCUGCAGAAACUGUCUGAGAUCCUGCAGCAACUGACCAAUCAGAAAAGCUCAGUCGAGGAGAAAAUCCACACCACCUUCAGUGAGCUGCAGAAGAUGCUGGAUGUGCGGAAGAGUGUGCUGCUGAUGGAGGUGGAGGUGAACUACACCCUCAAACACAAGGUGCUUGAGGCGCAGUUAGCAUUGUUACUGCAGGAGCAGGAGAGCAUGUGCAGCGGCUGCAGUCUGACGGAACGGGCAUUACGCAGUGGCUCUGAGGCCGAGGUGCUGCUGGUGGAGAAACAGCUGAGCGAGCGUCUAAGUGACCUGGCGACUCGCGAACUUCCUCUGCGGCCUGAAGAGAAUGGACAACUGAGUUUCACAGCAGAGACUGAUGGUCUGUGCAGCUCCAUUCGCCGUCUGGGUUCCAUCAUCACUGGCAGCGCAGUGGCAGGAGAGACAGUGGCGAGUGGUGAGGGACUGCGGCGCUGCAUAGUGGGCCAGCCCACAUCUAUCAGCGUUACCUCUAAGGACAGAGACGGUGGGCUGUGCCAGACAGGGGGCGCUCCUCUUUCAGCUGAGCUGAAUGGUGCAGAUGGCACACUGGUGGGAGAAGGUGAAGUUGUCGACCACAAAGAUGGCACAUAUGACGUACUGUACACACUGUCACAUGAGGGACAGUACAUGCUUACACUUCGCCUGUACGGACAGCACAUCCGCGGUAGUCCCUUCAGUAUCCGUGCCACCAAACACACGCAGGAAUCUGACAACACAAACAGUGCUAAGAGAUGGCUGAAGUCUCCGGGGAGCUCCCACAUCAAACAACGAGUUGUCAAGCGGCCUGGCAGCAUGUACAGCUCGGGUAGGGGCAAGGGGCAUGCCAUCGAGGACGACCUCAUCCUCCGAAUCGGGAAUAAAGGAAGAAAUAAGGGAGAGUUUGCCAAUCUGCAGGGCGUGGCCACUUCAGACACUGGAAACGUGUUAAUAGCAGACAGCAACAAUCAAUGUGUUCAGAUAUUUUCUAAUGAUGGACAGUUUAAGAGUCGUUUUGGGGUACGGGGUCGGUCUCCAGGGCAACUCCAACGGCCCACUGGCAUCACCGUUCACCCCAAUGGUGACAUCAUCAUUGCCGACUAUGACACCAAAUGGGUCAGCAUUUUCUCCAGCAAUGGCAAAUUUAAGAGUAAGAUUGGCUCCGGGAAGCUGAUGGGUCCUAAAGGUGUGUCUGUGGACAGAAAUGGGAACAUCAUCGUAGUGGAUAACAAAUCCUGCAGCAUCUUCAUCUUCCAACCCAACGGCAAACUCAUCCGCAAGUUCGGCACUCGUGGAAAUGGAGACAGACAGUUUGCAGGUCCCCACUUUGCAGCGGUGAAUCAGAAUAAUGAGAUUAUUGUCACUGACUUCCACAAUCACUCAGUAAAGUUGUUUAACGCAGAGGGAGAGUUCCUGUUGAAAUUCGGCUGUAGUGGUGAAGGAAAUGGUCAGUUUAACGCCCCAACAGGAGUCGCUGUGGAUUUAAACGGAAACAUCAUCGUAGCAGAUUGGGGAAACAGCCGGAUCCAGGUGUUUGACAGCAGUGGCUCGUUCCUGUCCUUCAUUAACACUUCAGCAGAUCCUCUGUUUGGCCCUCAGGGCCUCGCUGUCACCUCCGACUCUCACAUCCUCGUAGCUGAUUCAGGAAACCACUGUUUUAAAGUUUACCGCUACCUCCAGUGAUGUUCCUCAUCCCUCCAUCCACUUAUCCCUCCAUUCCAUAGUCCCAUCAUCCCGUCACCACUCUUUCCCUCCAUCUUCAUUAUUCUCAUCAUGACCCAACAGCACUGUUAUUUUUCUAGUUUUCAGGAUUAUUAACCACCUGAACUGCACAGAGGAAGAAAUAUAAAUAUUGAAAUAAAUAAAAACAGGUGAAUACAAGCAAACAAAAAAAGGAUUAGAAAUGUAUUUAUGAAAUGCUUGUUUUUUUAAUUUUAAGAUUAGUUUGGGUUUAUAAUAGAACAGUGUACAAUCUCAGCUGCACAUCCAGUGAUGGAGUCUCUCAGUCUCGGUUUUUCUGACUUUUCGUUACUCAGAAAUAUUUUAAUUCACCUGCUCCUGGUUUACACUCACUGCUCUGAUUAUUAAAUUAUUUUAAAUCCUCUUA